Messenger RNA from Miscanthus lutarioriparius, 1518 nucleotides. The record is from the annotation of a GenBank genome assembly. NCBI's taxonomy places the organism in Eukaryota, Viridiplantae, Streptophyta, Magnoliopsida, Poales, Poaceae.
AUGGCCGAGGCCGAGGCUGGUAGGGCGGCGAUCCGGCGCGCCCUGCGGUCGCUGAAACGGAGGCACCUCGCCGAGGAAGGGGCGCACAGCCCGGCCAUCGAGGCGCUAACCCGUCCCUUCGCCGCCCACGCUUUGGAGUGGAAAGAGAGGGCUGAGAAGCAUGAGUUGGAGCUGCAGCACUGCUACAAGGCACAAUCCCGGCUCUCUGAGCAGCUUGUAAUCGAGAUAGAAGAAGGUAAAGCAUCAAAAGCACUGCUCAAAGAGAAGGAAGCGAUGGUUACAAGUUUGCAGGCUGAACUUGAGAAGACGAGCGAAGAGAAUGUACAACUAAAGCAGUCACUUGAUGAAAAAACAAAAGCCUUAGAUCUUCUCAUUCAAGAGCAUCAGACAGUGAAAGCCGAACUUGAACAAGCAUUGGCGAAACUAAAAGCUGCAGAGGAUGAGAACCAAAGUUUGAUUGAUCGAUGGAUGCUAGAGAAGAUGAAAGACGCAGAGAGGCUCAACGAGGCCAAUGCGAUGUAUGAGGAGAUGGUUCUAAAGCUAAAGACAGCUGGAGUUGGUGGUAUACAACUUAAUGCACAGCAAGAAGCUGAUGGCAUCAUACGGCGUUCUGAAGCUGGUUACAUGGAAACAUCAAUCCCGUCAACAUGCACAAUAACUAUUCGUGCUCAUGAUGGUGGGUGUGGAUCCUUGAUGUUUGAGCAUAACUCAGACAAGCUAAUUAGUGGGGGGCAGGAUCAAGCUGUUAAGAUAUGGAGUGCAUCUACUGGUGCCUUGACCUCCACCCUACAUGGUUGCUUGGGGUCUGUUAAUGAUCUUGCCGUGACCAAUGAUAACAAGUUUGUGAUCGCUGCCUGUAGCUCCAAUAAGCUAUUUGUGUGGGAAGUCAAUGGGGGACGUCCUCGUCACACUCUGACUGGUCACACCAAAAAUGUUUCAUCUGUUGAUGCAAGCUGGGUGAAGAGCUUUGUUGUUGCUAGUUCAUCCAAUGAUCGUACUAUCAAGACUUGGGAUCUACAGACAGGUUUCUGCAAAAGCACCAUAAUGUCUGCAAGCAACCCCAACUCACUAGCUUUCAUUGAUGGUGACAUCAUUUGUUCGGGCCAUAGGGAUGGAAAUCUUCGGCUAUGGGAUAUCCGUAGUGGGAAAUGCACUACACAGAUAGCUGCUCAUCUUGAUGUCACCUCGGUCUGUGUGUCACGGAGCAAAAAUUUUAUUCUUACAAGUGGGAGAGAUAAUGUGCACAACCUUUUUGAUGUUAGAACAUUGGAGAUUUGUGGAACAUUCAGGGCCAUGGGUAACAGAGCGGUGGGCAGCUGGGGCAAACCUUGUAUUAGCCCUGAUGAAAAUUGCAUUGCUGCUGGUUCUUCUGAUGGAUCUGUUUACAUAUGGUCUAGACUGAAGAAUGGAACACCGACCGUCCUAGAGGGUCAUUCUUCACCUGUUCUCGCAAGUGCAUGGUGCGGACUAGGACCUCUUGCUACCUCGGACAGGAAUCAUAUUUAUCUCUGGUCUUGA